AUGGGUGCUGCAUUCUCGAGCACGACAAGGCAGUGCGGCGUCUGCUACUUCGAGCUCCCUAAGGGAUCCAAGCCGGUGAAGCGACACGUCCGGCGCCGCUUUCUGUGGAGAUUAGACCGAGUACCCGCGGCCACCGAGGCCCAUGAGCCGUUUGACGCGCCGCUCAAGCACACCACCCUCAAGAAAUCCCAGUACGCCACAGUGGUCCUCGUGACCGAUUGGGAGGGCCUGCAAGAGUCGGUCUCGCGCGGCUGUCGAGGCUGUCAAGCCAUCACUGAGCUCCUAUCCGCGGCUGCCGCCGAUGACGAUGUCGUUCUGGACGAGAAGUCCAAAAUAGUCUUUGAGUGGAUUGGCGGGUGGAAGGGAGGGCUCUCUAGACUGUCGCAGAAUGGCAGUUUUAAUCGAAGGGGACUGCUGGAACUGCGCAUGAAAGUCCGGAGUGCCAGCCCACGCGAGACGCCGUACGACGCUUUGAUCCCGUUGGGAUCCUCAGAUUUCAAGGUCGAAGAUGACGAUUCUGGGACUGAAGACCCUCUGUCAAGUAUUUGGACUUUCCGAUUUGACGUUGACCGCCUGGAUGAUGAAAAGGAUAGGAGACGCUCUCAUCCUUUCGCGUACGAAGCUUAUGUGGCCUUUGGUGAUACCGGAUCGGAACGCUCCUUGCAACAGGUGAAUGACUGGGUUAAAGAGUGCAUAAGCACACACGAGCUGUGCGGCGAAGAGCAGACAAGGCUUCCAGACAGAGUCCUCGAGAUCACUACCGUAGCCGAUGGCAAACCUCCGCGAGUGCGUCUUGUGGAGAAUGUAGGCAUUGAAGCCCCAUAUGUCUGCCUUAGCCAUCGUUGGGGUCCAUCAACGCCAUCAUGUCGAACAUUGAAGAGCAACCUGGUCGAACAGAAGAAGAACAUCGAAUGGAGCAAGCUGCUGAAGACCUUCCAGGACGCAGCCCUAGUCACAGCGCGCUUGGGCUUGAAGUAUGUGUGGGUAGACUCCCUCUGCAUAAUUCAAGAUAGUGUGGAAGACUGGAAAGCCCAGGCAGCCCAAAUGUGCGACAUCUACCGCGGAGCCUACGUCACAGUGGCCGCCUCAUGUUCCGACGACAGCACUCAGGGGCUGUUCCGAAAGAGUUCAUGUUGUCGCACGGUGAAGCCACAGCACCAGGGCCCUUCGUACGUGGUGCGGCGGAUCCCCGAGCAUCCGACCUGGGACUGGGUCGGCAUCCAGCAGAUGAAACCCGAGCUUCCCCUCCUGACGCGAAGCUGGGUCUAUCAGGAGCGUCUGCUAUCGUCUCGCAUCGCCCACUUCACCCGUUAUGAGAUCAUGUUCGAGUGCUCGCGGCCAGGCGAAGGCCCGAGCUAUUGCGAGUGCCACAACGCUACCGGCGGCGCAUGGGGGGGCGCCGCGGGCGGCUAUGGCGCAUCGGACGACGACAUGACCAAGCUGAGGAAGCUGCACCACGCCGAAGCGCUGCGGGCAUCGGCGGCGGCCGCCGCCGCAUCAUCCUCGGGCGACAGCGGUGGUAGCGACAAUAUCGAUGUGGUUCGGAAGUAUUGGCAGAAGGUCUUGCACGAAUACUCCGGGUACCACAUCACGUCGACUUCAGACAAGCUGCCGGCACUGGCGGGCAUCGCGCGGCAGUAUGGCACCGCGCACCCGGAGCUGGGAGACUACGUCGCCGGCAUGUGGGAGCGCACGCUGGUCCACGACCUGAUGUGGUUCUGCCCGAAGGGCGACCCCAACGUGCGCGCCAUGCAUCUAUGGCGCCCGCCGCACAUCCCCCAACCGGAGAGCGGGUCGUUCCCAACGUGGUCGUGGAUCGCGGCUGGACAGCAUGUCACCACCAAAUCGGCUUGUCCCCGCGUGCGCCCGGAGGACCUGCGAGUGGUGACUUACGAUUUUGAACUCUCGGGACCAGAUGAGUACGGCGCCAUUCGUAACGCGUCGCUGGAACUCGAGGGCUUCAUGGCUGCUGGGAGGCUGGUGCUUUUUGACAUAUCCGAGCUGGGCACGGGGCUUGUUGGCGAGUGGCCCGGCUUUCAGGGCCCUCGAGGAGGCCCGUAUGAUAUCUACGCGGACUAUGCCUUCUUUAAGUCCAGUCCUGAUGAGCCCAAUCCUGACAUGUUGGAAAUUGGCAUGGAGAUAUUCUGCAUGAGAACGGGCUUCGCGUGGGGGGGUAAAUACCUUUCGCUCGUGUUGCGCCGUGUCAGUGAAGAAGACGGCACCGGUAUUUUCGAGCGUAUCGGAAUGAUCACCAAUGCACCGCGCGACUGGAUGGAUGCAAUCUUUGCAGAAACGACGUCCAAGACGAAAAUCAAGAUUAUAUAA
Messenger RNA from Diaporthe amygdali, 2325 nucleotides. RefSeq names its product heterokaryon incompatibility protein. NCBI's taxonomy places the organism in Eukaryota, Fungi, Ascomycota, Sordariomycetes, Diaporthales, Diaporthaceae. The coding region runs from base 1 to 2325 and encodes 774 amino acids. The record is from RefSeq and is a predicted model, not a curated record. The transcript is spliced from 2 exons.